Molecule: messenger RNA, 1107 nt
Organism: Puma concolor (puma)
Lineage: Eukaryota; Metazoa; Chordata; Mammalia; Carnivora; Felidae
Gene: PPA2
Product: inorganic pyrophosphatase 2
Biological process (GO): phosphate-containing compound metabolic process
Cellular component (GO): cytoplasm
Molecular function (GO): inorganic diphosphate phosphatase activity; magnesium ion binding
Source: RefSeq, a predicted model, not a curated record
AUGCGCGUGCUGCUGCCGCUCCUGCGCACGGGUUGGGGCUGGCGCGCGUGGGCCCCAGCUGCUGCCCGCUUGCCCCCGGGAACGAGUACGGGGCCCGGGCCGCACCGCGCCAUGGCCCUCUACCGAACGGAGGAGCGCGGCCAGCCCUACACCCCCGAUUACCGCCUUUUCUUCAAGAAUGUAGCUGGUGACUACAUUUCCCCCUUUCAUGAUAUUCCUCUGAGGGUGGACUCUACAGAGGAAAAUGGCAUUCCUACAAAGAGAGCACGAAAUGAUGAAUAUGAGACUUUGUUUAAUAUGGUUGUAGAAGUACCUCGGUGGACAAAUGCUAAAAUGGAGAUUGCCACGAAGGAGCCAUUGAAUCCCAUUAAACAAGAUACAAAGGAUGGCAAGCUACGCUAUGUGGCGAAUGUCUUCCCUCACAAGGGUUAUAUAUGGAAUUAUGGUGCCCUCCCUCAGACUUGGGAAGAUCCCUGUCGAAAGGAUAAUAGUACAGACUGCUGUGGAGAUAAUGACCCUAUUGAUGUUUGUGAAAUAGGCUCAAAGGUUCUUUCUUGUGGAGAGGUUAUUCGUGUGAAGAUCCUUGGAAUUUUGGCUCUUAUUGACCAGGGUGAAACAGACUGGAAAAUAAUUGCUAUCAAUGUGAAUGACCCUGAAGCCUCAAAGUUUCAUGAUAUUGAUGAUGUUAAGAAGUACAAACCAGGUUACUUGGAAGCUACGCUUAAUUGGCUCAGAUUUUAUAAGGUGCCAGAAGGAAAACCAGAAAACCAGUUUGCUUUUAAUGGAGAAUUCAAAAACAAGGCCUUUGCUCUUGAAGUUAUUAAAUCUACUCAUGAAUGUUGGAAAGCAUUGCUUAUGAAGAAGUGUGAUGGAGGGGCUAUAAACUGCACAAACGUGCAGGUAUGCGACAGCCCUUUCCAUUGUACUCAAGAGGAAGCGAGAUCAAUAGUUGAACUGGUGUCCUCGUCACUGAAUAAGGAAAGUAAUGAAGAAGACACAGAGCAAGUAUGGCACUUCCUUGGCAAGUGACUGGAACAUUUGAAGUUCUGUCAUCAAGAUUCCAAUCUCUGAGGACUCCACGACUCCCUCUCCCCAAAUGCUAGAGAC